This is a messenger RNA of Bacidia gigantensis, 3162 nucleotides long. RefSeq lists its product as uncharacterized. The coding region runs from base 1 to 3162 and encodes 1053 amino acids. Gene Ontology annotation, cellular component: eukaryotic translation initiation factor 2B complex. Gene Ontology annotation, biological process: biosynthetic process. NCBI's taxonomy places the organism in Eukaryota, Fungi, Ascomycota, Lecanoromycetes, Lecanorales, Ramalinaceae. Gene Ontology annotation, molecular function: translation initiation factor activity; translation initiation factor binding; guanyl-nucleotide exchange factor activity. The record is from RefSeq and is a predicted model, not a curated record. The transcript has 7 exons.
AUGGCGCCAAAGAACGCAAAGCCUUCCAAGGGCAAACCGAAGCCGCAGGAAGAACAGAGGGAGGGGCCGUUGCAGGCAAUAGUGCUUGCGGAUUCAUUUGAGACCCGUUUCAGGCCUUUCACUUUAGAUACACCCCGUUGUCUCCUUCCACUCGCCAAUACUCCGAUCAUUGAGUACACGCUCGAAUUUCUUGCUAGCAAUGGCGUUCAAGAAGUCUUUGUCUACUGUGGCAACCAUACCGACCAACUAGAGGAGUAUAUCAAUAUCUCAAGAUGGAAGCGAUCCUCCUCUCCCUUUCAAUCGCUCACUCUAAUCAAGACUACUGCCACCUCUGUAGGCGAUUGCAUGCGCGACCUUGACAAUAGAGAUUUGGUUACGGGCGACUUCCUUGUCGUAUCCGGCGAUGUUGUUUCGAAUGUCAAUCUGGCUUCUGCGCUUUCAAGACAUCGCUCUCGGAAAGGAAAGGACAAGAAUGCUAUCAUGACCAUGGUUCUGCGAGAAGAGGGUUCGGGAAAGGUGCUGCGUAGCAGACGACGUAAACCUGUUUUUGUACUGGACCCUAAAACGGAAAGGUGUCUACACUAUGAGGAACUGAGUAGCACGGAUGGUGAUAGGCAUGUGAUGCUCGAUCCAGACUCCUUAACGUCACACCUCGAAAUAGAAAUUCGUGAAGAUCUAGUAGACCCACAUAUCGACAUCUGCACUCCGGAUGUGCUUGCAUUGUGGACGGAGAAUUUUGAUUACCAGAGUCUGAGAAGAAGCUUUUUAUUCGGCGUAUUGAAAGAUCACGAACUGAACGGAAAGACUGUACAUGCGCACAUACUAAGUGAUCAUUUCGCUGCUAGAGUAGCAAGCUUGAAAGCCUAUGAUGCAAUUACGCGUCACGUUCUUUCAAAACGGACCUACCCAUUUUGCCCUGACAGUAACCUUCUAACUGAUCAGACUUAUCAAUCGAGAGAGGGUAGAUUAUACCAAGAGCAAGGAGUGCAGUUCGGUAUGACGUCCAAGAUCUCUGGUCGAUGCGCUUUUGGAGCCGGAACCAGUAUCGGAGAGAAAUGCCUGAUUUUGAACAGCACUGUGGGGAGAAGAUGCAAUAUUGAGAACAACGUUACGCUCGAGAACACGUUCGUAUGGGACGAUGUACAGAUUCGGGAUUCUGCAAGAAUAGAAGGGCCAACUAUCAUAGCAGGCGCUGUCACCAUUCAACGCUCGGCGGUCAUUUCCCCUGGUGCUACGAUUGCCUUCAAAUCAAACAUUGAAGGUAGCAAGACAGUUGGUGACAUUAAAGUCCGAUCGGGCGAGAACGGCUCACAGAACACAAAGGGCCUUGACAAUGAUUCUGAUACCUCAAACAAUUUGUUCUUGAGGCUCCCUUACAAGAACUCCUCUGCGGCGAGCUCUCAAUCAUCAAUUUCAACCUUUGCUGCUUCAGAGGAUGAGUUCGAGCCAAGGGACUCAUCACGCCGAAGCAGCUUCCGCUCCGAUCCUUCGGACGAAACAGCUCAAAAUAGAGACUUUCAAAUUGAGGCCACAGCAAGCAUUCUCGACGGUCUUACUAAAGGUGAUGCAGCGGAUACAAUCUUCUUGGAGCUCAAUGGCUACCGCAUGUCUGUCGAUGCAAGUCAGCAUGAGGUCAGACACGCCGUUGUUGUGGCUUUCGUCCGACACGUCUUCAAUAUCACUGAGAGUAUUAGCCUGCGAGACGCGAUCCAGCAGGUGAUUUCUGAUUACAAAAGUUUAUUUAGGAGGAUCAUCUUAGAUGAGACCGCAGAGCAAAAAUCAGACCAGGUCGAUCUUUUGUUGAUAGUGCAGAAGGAGCUGGUUGGUAGACCUAAAGGAGAUCAGGUGCUUCUUUUCAUUGCUAAGGAGAUGUACGAUCAGGAUGUGAUAGAGGAGGAGGGUGUUUUACAAUGGUGGGAAGAUGAAAAGAGUAGUGCUGGGGAGAUGGGUCAGAUUAGAGGAUUGACCGAGCCAUUCAUCACAUACCUCGAGGAAGCUGAAGAAGCUGAGGAUAGUGGUGAAGACGAAAUGCUAAUGGGAGUGACCUUUGGGGGCUCCUUAGGUGCUGAGGCUGCUUGGACGAGGCUGUCGAAAGCCGGGGUCUUCCUCAUGUCUGAUACGUCUCGAUCGGACACCGUUCUCUCCAAUUCGGAGUUGGAACGCGCUCUUCAAGAUGCUGUUCGCAAUGUCUACAAGCGCGAGGACCUAGGAAAUCUUACCGUGAAGCGCAUUCGGAAAGCUGUGGAAGAGCAGCUAGAUUUGGAAGUGGACUUUUUCAAGAACCACAUUGAUUGGAAGGACAGAAGCAAGGACGUCAUUCAAUCGGAAGUGGAUGCCCAUAAUGAGAACAUCGAGGGCAGUCGAGGGCAGCGCGCUUCGCCAACAGAUGCGGAUCCACUACCUCCACCGGUCAAGUCCAGCCCGAAGAAUCGUGGAACUAAACGCGCUUCCAGCGAGUUAGCGGAGGCGAAGCCAAGGAAGAAGCAGAAAAGUAUACCCAAGGUCGGGAGUUCCUUGAGCGAAAGAGAAUCAAAGCCAAAAGAUACUGUAACAAAGAGCCAUAAUAGAAGCCCGAGAGCGGACUUAAUUUCUUCUCAAUCUGAAGCAAAUACAGAUCUGGAAGCUCCAAAGCCCAAUUCAAAUGGUGCCAAAGCUCAAGACUCGGAGAGUGACAUGUCAGUACUCUUAGACGAACCCAAAGUGACAAAGAAGAAGAAGCGUCAGAAGUCAGAGUCAAAGCCCAAAAUCAAUAAGUCCAAUAGUGCAAGCAAACCUAUGAGAAUAUCGGAAGCCACAGUAGACCCCGAUAAUGAAGAGAUUAAGCGGCUCCAAGGAUGGCUAGUAAAGUGUGGCAUCCGAAAAAUGUGGUUCAAAGAGUUAGCGCCACAUGACACCCCGAAGGCCAAGAUCAAGCAUCUUAGGGUGAUGCUGUCCGACGCGGGUAUGGAGGGGCGUUAUUCGAAGGAAAAGGCGGACCAGAUCCGGGAGGAGAGGGAAUUAAAGGCAGAUCUGGAAGCUGUUCAAGCAGGCAACAAAGCAUGGGGAAACGACCAUGGCCAAGAAGUGGAUGACGAAGCUGAUAGAAGACCAAAAAGGCGAAUCGCAAAAGGUCUGCAGGGUCUUGAUUUCUUGAAUGAUGAUGACGGAGAAGAGACGGAUUGA